AUGAGAAAUCACACAGCAAUAACCACGUUCAUUCUUCUGGGACUGACUGAUGACCCACAAAUGCAGAUUCUGCUUUUUGUAUUUCUACUUAUUGCCUACAUGCUGAGUAUUACAGGAAACCUAAUUAUCAUCCUUCUCACAACAGUGGAUGCCCGCCUCAAAACUCCCAUGUACUAUUUUCUGAAAAAUUUUUCCUUCUUAGAAAUGUUAUUCACUUCUGUUGCCAUUCCUCAAUUCUUAUAUAGUCUAGCAACAGGUGAUCGAACAAUUAACUUUUAUGCUUGCGCAUGUCAAUUAUUUUUUGCAUAUCUCUUUGGUGUGACAGAAUUUUUCCUCUUGGCCACUAUGUCCUAUGAUCGAUAUGUAGCCAUCUGUAAGCCUCUUCACUACAUGACAAUCAUGAACCACCGUCUCUGUCAACAACUUCUCUCCUUCUGUUGGGUGAUUACAAUACUAAUCUUAGUUCCACUUGUUAGCUUGGUAAUGGGACUAGAAUUUUGUGAUUGUAAUGUCAUUGACCACUUUGCUUGUGAUGCUAAUGCUAUUAUAAGUAUUUCAUGCUCAGAUACAAACUUUAUAGAGAAGUUAAUUAUUAUUUGUGCUGCAUUUAUACUCAUUGUCACACUCAUGUUUGUGGUAUGGUCCUACACUUGUAUUAUUCAAACUAUCCUUCGAUUCCCUUCUGCAAAACAAAGACAAAAGGCAUUUUCUACUUGUUCCUCUCACAUGAUUGUGGUUUCCAUAACUUAUGGCAGCCUUAUCUUUAUCUAUAUUAAACCUACAACAAAAGAUGAAAUGAAUCUUAAUAAGGGAAUCAUAUUGUUAGUUACUUCCAUAUCCCCUAUGAUAAACCCAUUUAUUUACUCCUUGAGGAACCAACAAGUAAUACAAGCAUUAAAUGAUUUAGUCAAAAAACUUCUUUCAAGGAAUUAA
Molecule: messenger RNA, 933 nt
Organism: Suncus etruscus (white-toothed pygmy shrew)
Lineage: Eukaryota; Metazoa; Chordata; Mammalia; Eulipotyphla; Soricidae
Product: olfactory receptor 6C2-like
Exons: 1
Coding region: 1-933 (310 amino acids)
Biological process (GO): G protein-coupled receptor signaling pathway
Cellular component (GO): membrane
Molecular function (GO): olfactory receptor activity; G protein-coupled receptor activity
Source: RefSeq, a predicted model, not a curated record